AUGGUCUCAUCACCUCAAGAUCUCCGACCCAUCGUCAUCUCCGGCCCUUCAGGUGUCGGAAAAGGGACACUGGUCCAGAAACUUUUUGACGCACACCCUAAUACAUUUGGAUUCACUGUAUCCCAUACCACGCGAAAGCCGCGACCGGGCGAAAUCGACGGCGUCGCUUACUUCUUUGUCUCUCCCUCCGAGUUUUCCUCUCUUCGCUCCAAUGGUGCUCUUGUGGAACACGCAUAUUUUAGUGGCAACUACUACGGCACGAGCAAACAAACCAUUGAUGAGCAAGCCAGCAAAGGAUUAGUUGUGGUGUUAGAUAUUGAGAUACAGGGUGUUAAGCAGAUGAAGGCAAAUCCUAGCAUAGAUGCGCGGUAUGUUUUUAUCAAACCACCAAGCUUUGAAGCACUCGAGACGCGUCUUAGGGGUCGAGGCACCGAGAACGAGGAGGAUAUUCAGAAGAGACUCACACAGGCUAAAGUCGAACUUGAAUAUGCCGACUCUCAGAGCAAUGACAAGAUCAUCGUCAAUGACAAUGUGGAAAAGGCGUAUGAUGAGCUUGAGGAGUUUGUAUUCAGGCUAGCAUAG
Molecule: messenger RNA, 582 nt
Organism: Penicillium bovifimosum
Lineage: Eukaryota; Fungi; Ascomycota; Eurotiomycetes; Eurotiales; Aspergillaceae
Product: guanylate kinase
Exons: 2
Coding region: 1-582 (193 amino acids)
Biological process (GO): purine nucleotide metabolic process
Cellular component (GO): cytosol
Molecular function (GO): GMP kinase activity
Source: RefSeq, a predicted model, not a curated record